AUGCCUAAGGGAGGCAAUUCAAAUUCGUUUAAGAGUUACAACAUAAUUUCCAAAAUAAAGGAGUCUCAAGCAAAAGGAGUUAAGGAAAAAAAAUCUGAAGAACGAGUAUUUUGUAUUGAAGUGCCCCCUAAUAAUAAAAAUGGGAAUGACAAAGAAAAUGAACUAGAUAUUGUUGAAGAAAUAAACCUGAUUAGUGAUGAAGAAGCACCAGAUCAUUUUAAUGAAAUUGGAGAAAAUAGGACAGAGAGUCAUACUCUAGGAGAAGUACCCCUUAAGGAUAUGAAUGGCAAUUGCAAGGAAAAUGAACCACAUGCUGUUGAACAAAUAAGCCUGCUUAUUGAUGAGGAAACUCUAAAUAAUAUUAAUAAAAAAGGAAAAAAAUUGGAAGCUCCAAGAGGACGAGUGUCUUGUGAUAAAAGGCCAAUCAAAGAUAAAAAUAUCAACGACAAGGAAAAUCAACCACCUGUUAUUGAAGAAAUAAGCCUGCUGAGUGAUGAAGAAACAACAAAUCAUUCCAUUAACAAAAAACAAAAGAAAACAUUGAAAAUUAUUAACUUUACAUCAGGACAAUCCCGUAAAGGGGAGGAGAAUAUAAGAGAUUCAAAUACGAAAAAGCAAGAUGGUGUAGCUUCAUUAUUCAAGACUAACGCCAUAUCGGUUAAUAUAUUACCGAAAAGUUCUACAAGUAUAGUUCCAGCAAAGACCUCAAGACUUAUUGAUGCACUUGCAUUAGAAACAACGCAAGGCAAGGAAGGCUAUUACAUAGCUCAGCUUCGUGAAAGGCCAGAGUUAAAAAUUUGUGUGGUGUCGAAGACUAAAAAGCAAAUAGAAAUUGAAAAACCGCAGGAACAAGCGGCGAAUGAUCGGGCCCAAAUUUCUCAGGAACCAAAUGAAACCAAAAAGGCACAUACACAGGAAAAAGGACGUAUUUUGAGCAACAUUAUAAAUGGUAACUCACAAUAUGUUAGUAUACAAGGAAAGCUGUAUCGAGUAUUAAGGAUUAUGAAGGGACCGAAUAAACUUAAUGAACGCAACGGUGGCAUUUCUCAAAAAGAUCCUAUUGAUAACGAAAAGAAUGAUUGUUAUAUAGUUAACGACACCUUGCCUAAAAAAGGUAACAAUAAAAAUUGUCAAAAACGAAAGAGGUUGUUAACAGAUACUAACUCUGCUAAUGCUAAGAAAACAAAGUCUCAUCGAAAUGACUCGACUCCUAAGAAUAGAGCAGCAAUAAACAGCUCCUCCAAGGACAGCAAGAAAUCCCAGGAACAGGACUGCUCUGUUGUAUUGGACAUCUCUGAUGAUUUUCCCAACACCGUCUCGCAGAAUGAUAAACAUGAUGGACUAGCAGGUGAUAUCACAGACAAUUCCAUGCCCCUGAAUGCUAGGAAAACAAGGUCUCACCGAAAUAAAACUUCCAAGCAUAAGGCAACAAUAAACAGCUCCUCCAAGGACAGCAAGAAAUCCCAGGAACAGGACUCCUGUAUAGUAUUGGACAUCUCUGAUGAUUUACCCAACACCGUCUCGCAGAAUGAUAAACAUGAUGAUCUAGCAGGCGAUACCACAGCCAAUUCCAUGCCCUUAAAUGCUAGGAAUACAAACUCUCAAGAACUGACGUGUGUUCCAAGCAAGACCUCUGAUGACCGAAAUGGAUCUUCUCAGAAAACGUUAAUUUUAAACAGGUUCUGCAAUGAUUGGCAGAAUUUCCAGAAACGAAACUUGUAUCAAUUAUUGGAUAUCUCUGAAAAUAUUACCAACACUGUCUCUGAGAAUGAUCAAUAUUGUGAACUAAUGGUUGAAAUCACACAUGGUUCCGUAGAUAAAGAACAUAUCGCUGCAGGCGACUCCAUACCUGUAAAUAAUCAAGAACUGGCGUCAGGUUUAAGUGAGGCUGCUUGUGACCAAAAUGAGACUUCUCAGAAAAAGUUAACAGUAAACAGCUCCUCCAAGGAUGGCGAGAAAUCCCAGGACCAAGAAGGGUCUGUGGUAUCGGACAUCCCUCAUUCUCGUGAUGUCACCAACAACGUCCCUCUGAGGGAUGAACAAAAUAAACUAGCCGGUAUUUUGACAUUUCGUUCCGUAUUGAAGAAAUAUUUCGGAGCAGGAGACUCUGAGUCUCAAACUGCUGGGAACUCGAACUCUCAAGACUUGUCGUGCGUUUUGAGAAAGUGCUUUGAUGACCAAAAUAAGAUUUCUAAGAAAAAUUUAACAAUAAACAGCUCUUUUAGAGACAGCAAGGACUGCUCUGAGGUAUCGAACAUUUCUCGCCCUGAUGAUUUUACUAAGAAUGAUGACCACGAUAAACCAGCGACUGAAAUCACAGGUCGGAACGGGGAACAAAAAGAAGAAAUGGGUAAAUUAAGACGUAGUGGACGAAUAAAGCACAAAACAACUUGCGUUUUGUCUUGUUGCAGCGACAAAAAGAAACAAAGGAACAAAGUGUCCUUAAGAAAGAAAGUAAACCCUAAAAUGGAGAAAACCGACAACUUACUCAGCAACAAUAAGCAGAAGAAAAAAGAAUUCUGUAAGGCUCUUAAUAAUAUUAGCGACGUAAUGCGUAAUACAUUAACUUUUUACUCCGAUGAUGAGACUCUACAGUGCAAUUCACCUUUACGCGAAGAGGAAAACCCAUUUCGCCGGCUAUUUAAUUCCCCUGUUAACCUUAUCAAUCUGGAUCAACCAGAGGACAACAUUUCUAAUAUUGACGUUAUCGAUGACCCAGACAAGGGUAGUAAAUUAAUAAGCCAUUCAGAGAAGUCUGAAAGUUCCUGAAACUACUUUUGAAAGUAUUUGAGUUUUGUGUUUUGUAUUAUCUAAUUCAAGUCGGUG
Molecule: messenger RNA, 2826 nt
Organism: Aethina tumida (small hive beetle)
Lineage: Eukaryota; Metazoa; Arthropoda; Insecta; Coleoptera; Nitidulidae
Exons: 5
Coding region: 1-2769 (922 amino acids)
Source: RefSeq, a predicted model, not a curated record